GCAGCAGGGUUACUGCAGUUCACACGAGCACACAAUCAUACACACAAUCAUACACACCUCAAUCACACCAUAUACCCACAAUCAUUCACACCCCCUCGUACACACCCUCGUACACACUGUAAGAAAAUAAAACAGUGAAGCGAAGAUCUUAAUGAAGAAGUUGUUUAUUCCAUUGUAGCAGUGACAAAUACAUCAAGUACUUUGGGUUCAUCGGAGUAAAGAACACAGGACAAAUCCUGCUCAAGCAUUUUAUAUUGUUUUUCUCUAUGUAGUUUAAAUGUGGUUUUUACUUAUUACCUUAUGAUACUUAAGCCUUUUUCUUACAACACCCUCAUACACACCCUCAUACACACCCUCAUACACACCCUCAUACACACCCUCAUACACACCCUCAUACACACCCUCAUACACACCCUCAUACACACCCUCAUACACACCCUCAUGCACACCCUCAUGCACACCCUCAUGCACACCCUCAUGCACACCCUCAUACACACCCUCAUACACACCCUCAUGCACACCCUCAUGCACAGCCUCUUGCACAGCCUCAUGAACAGCCUCUUGCACACCCUCAUGCACACCCUCAUGCACUUCACUCUCAUGCACCCUUAUGCACCUCACACUCGCACACCCUCAUUCACACCCUCAUUCACACCCUCAUUCACACCCUCAUUCACACCCUCAUUCACACCCUCAUUCACACCCUCAUGCACAGCCUUAUGCACACCCUUAUGCACCUCACUCUCAUGUACACUCAUGCACACCCUUAUGCACCUCACACUCUCGUACACCCUCAUGCACACCCUCAUGCACCUCACACACACCCUCAUGCACCUCAUACACACUCUCAUACACACUCUCAUACACACCCUCAUACACAGCUUCUUGCACACCCUCAUGCACCUCAUACACACUCUCAUACACACCCUCAUACACAGUCUCUAGGACACCCUCAUGCACCUCAUACACACUCUCAUACACACCCUCAUACACAACUUCUUGCACAGCCUCAUGCACCUCAUACACACUCUCAUACACACCCUCAUACACAGUCUCUAGGACAUCCUCAUGCACCUCAUACACACUCUCAUACAGUCUCUAGGACACCCUCAUGCACCUCAUACACACUCUCAUACACACCCUCAUACACAGUCUCUAGGACACCCUCAUGCACCUCAUACACACUCUCAUACACACCCUCAUACGCAGUCUCUAGGACAUCCUCAUGCACCUCAUACAGUCUCUAGGACACCCUCAUGCACCUCAUACACACUCUCAUACAGUCUCUAGGACACCCUCAUGCACCUCAUACACACUCUCAUACACACCCUCAUACACAGUCUCUAGGACACCCUCAUGCACCUCAUACACACUCAUACACACCCUCACACACAGCCUCAUGCACCUCACACUCUCAUACACCAUCAUGCACAGCCUCAUGCACCUCAAACUCUCAUACACCCUCACACACAGCCUCAUGCACCUCACACACAGCCUCAUGCACCUCACGCACACCCAAAUGCACACCCGCAUGCACAGCCUCAUGCACAGCCUCAUGCACAGCCUCAUGCACAGCCUCAUGCACAGCCUCAUGCACAGCCUCAUGCACAGUCUCAUGCACAGUCUCAUGCACAGCCUCAUGCACAGUCUCAUGCACAGUCUCAUGCACAGUCUCAUGCACAGUCUCAUGCACAGUCUCAUGCACAGUCUCAUGCACAGUCUCAUGCACAGUCUCAUGCACAGUCUCAUGCACAGUCUCAUGCACAGUCUCAUGCACAGCCUCAUGCACAGCCUCAUGCACAGCCUCAUGCACAGCCUCAUGCACAGCCUCAUGCACAGCCUCAUGCACAGCCUCAUGCACAGCCUCAUGCACAGCCUCAUGCACAGCCUCAUGCACAGCCUCAUGCACAGCCUCAUGCACAGCCUCAUGCACACUGUCAUGCACACCGUCAUGCACCUCAUAUACACCCUCAUGCACACUCUCAUGCACACUCUCAUGCACACCCUCAUGCACAUCACGCACACCCUAACACACACCCUCAUGCACCUCACGCACACCCUCAUGCACAUCCUCAUGCACCUCUUACACACCCUCAUACACACCCUCAUACACAGCUUCUUGCACACCCUCAUACACCUCACCCCUCUUACACACCCUCAUACACACCUCAGGACUGUGUUCAGGAUCUCAUUUCUACAGGUUUUUCUGGGAGUUCUUUGGACCUCUGCAGUGUGUACAAUGUGACACAGAAGUGUUUACUCCACUCACAGUUCUGUAGUGUUAGGAACAGAAUUGAUAUGAAUUAAGAUUUCAUUACUGAAGUGCAGAGAAAUGGGAGUGCACAUUGUGUGUGUGUGUGUGU
Messenger RNA from Tachysurus vachellii, 2363 nucleotides. RefSeq names its product dynein heavy chain-like. Bases 1226 to 2245 code for a protein of 339 amino acids. The record is from RefSeq and is a predicted model, not a curated record. NCBI's taxonomy places the organism in Eukaryota, Metazoa, Chordata, Actinopteri, Siluriformes, Bagridae. The transcript has 2 exons.